Molecule: messenger RNA, 2237 nt
Organism: Emiliania huxleyi CCMP1516
Lineage: Eukaryota; Haptophyta; Isochrysidales; Noelaerhabdaceae
Exons: 8
Coding region: 22-2127 (701 amino acids)
Biological process (GO): protein ubiquitination; ubiquitin-dependent protein catabolic process
Cellular component (GO): cullin-RING ubiquitin ligase complex
Molecular function (GO): ubiquitin protein ligase binding
Source: RefSeq, a predicted model, not a curated record
GCUCACGCUUUCCAGCGACAAAUGCAGCAGAAGGCCGGGCCAUCUGCCGCUGGAGCGCCGCGAAAGCUCACGAUCAAACCGCUUCGCACGGCGCCAAAGUUGCCCGCCAACUUCGAGCAGGCCACCUGGGCCAAGCUGCUGGACGCGGUGCGAGCUGUCCACGGCAAGCGUGCGGUGAACCACAGCCUGGAGGAGCUGUACCGAGGUGUGGAGGACAUGUGUGUGCAGCACAUGGCGGCGCGGACGUACGAUAAGCUGCAGGCAGAGUGCGAGGCCCACGUGGAGGCCUCGAUCGAGGCCCUACAGACCCCCGACACGAGCGCCUUCCUCUCGCUCGUGCACGGCUGCUGGUCGGCGCACUGCGAGGAGAUGCUCACCCUGCGCUCGAUCUUCCUGUACCUCGACCGCACCUACGUCAUGCAGAGCGCCGCGCGGCGCUCCCUCUGGGAGAUGGGGCUGCACAGCUUCCGCGCGCAGCUGAGCGCGCGGCCCGAGCUGCUCGCCAAGUUGCGCGAUGGCGUGCUCGCGAGCAUCGAGCGGGAGCGGGGGGGCGACCAGGUGGAGCGGUCGCUGCUGGCGGAGCUGCUGCGCAUGCUCUACGACCUCGGGCUCUACCAGCGCCACUUCGAAGAGCAGUUCCUCGCCGCCUCGUCCGCAUACUACCUCGCAGAGGGCGCUGCAGAGAUGAAUGCGCGCGACGUCCCCUCGUACCUCGAGCACGUCGCCUCGCGCCUCUCUCGAGAGGAGGCUCGCGUCGCCCACUACCUGCACGGCUCCUCGCGCAAGCCGCUGAUGGCGGCGGUGCGGCAGACGCUGCUCGCGGUGCACGUGCGGCCGCUCCUCGAGCGCGGCUUCGCCGACCUCGUCCAGCACGCGCGCCUCGACGACCUCAGGCGCAUGUACUCGCUGUUUGCGCAGGCGAGGGUGAACGCGCUGCCCGAGCUGCGGCAGGCCUUUGCGGCGCACAUCAAGAGCGUGGGCGGUGCGAUGGAGCUAAUCUCUUUCAAGGAGAAGCUCGACACGGAGUCGUUCGAGCAGUUCAUCAACAUCCGCCAGAACCGGCCCGCGGAGCUGGUGGCGCGGUUUCUCGACUCGAAGCUGCGCGCGGGCAACAAGGGGAGCAGCGAGGGCGAGCUCGAGGAAGACCUCUCCAAGCGGCUGCUCUUCGACAAGUCGGCCUCGAUCGACACGGAGAAGGCGAUGAUCUCCAAGCUCAAGGCGGAGUGCGGCUCCGCCUUCACCUCCAAGCUCGAGGGCAUGUUCAAGGACAUCGACCUCUCGCAGGACGUGAUGGCAUCCUUCCGCACCUCGCCGCAGGCCGCAAAGGUCUCCCCCAGCCUCGAGCUGUCGGUGCACGUGCUCACGCAGGGCUACUGGCCGACGUACCCUCCCGUCGAGCUCAAGCUGCCGGGCGAGAUCCUCGAGCUGCAGGAGAUCUUCUCCACCUACUAUAUGUCCAAGCACAACGGCCGGCGGCUGCAGUGGCACCCGUGCCUCGGCCACUGCACGCUCAAGGCCAACUUCCCGCUCGGCAAGAAGGAGAUCUCGGUCUCACUGCUGCAGACGAUCGUGCUGCUGCUCUUCAACGACGGCGACGGCCUCUCGUACGCGCACGUGCUGCAGGCCACCGGCAUCGAGGACCGCGAGCUCAAGGUGACGCUGCAGUCGCUCGCCUGCGGCAAGGUGCGCGUGCUGCGCAAGGAGCCGAAGGGGCGCGAGGUGGACGGGUCGGACCGCUUCUUCCUCGACGCGUCCUUCAAGCACCCCCUCUUCCGCAUCAAGAUCAACUCGAUCCAGACACGAGAGAGCGAGGCGGAGAACGAGCAGACGAGUGAGCGCGUCUUCCAGGAUCGGCAGUACCAGAUCGAUGCGGCCAUCGUGCGCGUGAUGAAGGCGAGAAAGACGCUCUCGCACUCGCUCCUCAUGUCGGAGCUCUUUCAGCAGGGGCCCCCCCCCCCCCCUCCCCGCCCUCCACCCCCUCGGCUCACCUCGCGCCGCCUCCCGCGUGGUCAGCUCAAGUUCCCGCUGAAGCCGCCCGACCUGAAGAAGCGGAUAGAGUCGUUGAUAGACCGCGAAUACCUCGAGCGGGACCCAAAGUCGGCAUCAACCUACAUUUAUCUGGCCUGAGCCGGGAUCCAAACGCACUUAGUACCACCACCGCCGCUCCGCUGCUUGUCGGUUCGUCGCUUGUUGCACGGCGGUGUGCCCCUUUUUGGCGCUUAAAUCCGUGAGUUUUC